AUCGAAUUUCAAGAUUAAAAAAAGAAUAUCAAUUUCUAUUAUUAAACACACAGAAAAUAUUUUUGACAAAUGAUUGUUGUAAAAUCAGGAUCACAUUACAAAAUGACAUUAAACUUGCUGAAUUUCGUAAUAUUCUACGUUUUAGGAACAAAUCGAUUUCAACAAAUGACUCCAUAGUAUUUGGAUUAUUUGGAAAAUUUAAAUUAAUUAUAAAUUAAACAAGAAACGCCAAUUGAAAAAAACAAAAAAAAAAUGUACAAAAUUUCAUCAGGAAAUUUUUUGGGUAACAUUACCGUUGAAGUUCGUCCACGUCUUCGUUCAUGUAUUGUUUUCAUUUAUAUCGGUGACAAUGAUCCAUCAUUAAUUGAUGUGAAAUUAUCAGAAACAAGUAUAAAAAUUAAAUGUGAGAAAAUUUCAAAAAAUCUAAUUUUACCAUCAGUAAAAUUACUUCCAACUUCAUUGUCAUCAUUACGUAUCACCAGCAAAUGGAUUUCAUUUCGCGUACAAACAAAUCCAGAUACUAUUUUUGGAACUUUUAAAACAGAAAUUAUGAAUGACAUUGCACGCACAAUAACAAUGGAAAAUUCAUUAAUAAAACAAAAUUUACCACAAAUUGGAUCUCAAUUAUUAUUACGUUGUAAAUGUUGUGAAAAUAUUAUAACAAACAUAAUAAAUUGCAAACGAGUGUUACCAUUACCAAAUAGAGAUUGUGAUCCAGGUGAAUGGUUUUGUUGUAAACAUACAAAAGUUGAUUUUGCCAAACUUCUUAUACCUCAGGAUACUGAUUAUUUUUAUGGUCCAGCAUUUUGUGUUUUGAAUAAUAAUAAUUUUCAAAAUUUAAUUGAAAAAUAUAAUACAAUAUUGUGUAAAAAAUGUUUAACUAUUUUGGGUAUUAAAGAGGACAAUGAAUCAAUGAGAAUUUGGAAUUGUUGUGUUGAACGUAAAAUUAAUGAUGAUAAAGAAUUUCAAUUAAUAUGUCAAUCACCAUUGGAUGAAUUUGUAUCAACAAUAAAAGAUUGCAGUGAAAUAAUGGGCGAAGAAAUUCUUAUGGAAGCAUUAGAAGGUAAUAAAACACAUUAUAUUUUAAUGAAACCAAUGGAAUGGCAAUUGGAAUUACUUACAGAAUCAAAUAUUAAAUGGGAAGGUGAAUCGAUACGUUUAAAAAAAUCACAAGUUAUUAAAGUAUUUUAUAAAUAUGGCGAAUGCAAAAAAUCAGUUAGAAAUGAAUUUGUUCAUUCGAAAUAUUAUUUAAUUGCUCUACCACUUUUAAUUGCUGGUAUAGAACAUUUAAUUUGUUCAACAAAACGUUUUCCACCAUCAUAUAGAACAGUAACGCAAUAUUGUGUCGGUUAUAUAAAUAUAAAAAAUUCCUUUACUCAUGGAAUUUAAUAUUUGUGUAAAAAAAAAAUUAAUUUCAUAUGUAAAAAUUUAAUAUUUUGUUUAAAUUAGUGUUUGUACAAAAAAAAAAAAAAAAAAACUGUAAAGAGAAACGAGAUUUUAUAUCUUUGAUAAAAAUAAAAAUAAAUUUUCUAUUUUUCUA
Messenger RNA from Leptopilina boulardi, 1540 nucleotides. RefSeq lists its product as uncharacterized. Gene Ontology annotation, molecular function: cyclin binding; ubiquitin conjugating enzyme binding; ubiquitin protein ligase activity. The transcript has 2 exons. Lineage: Eukaryota; Metazoa; Arthropoda; Insecta; Hymenoptera; Figitidae. Gene Ontology annotation, cellular component: ubiquitin ligase complex; cytosol; nucleus. The record is from RefSeq and is a predicted model, not a curated record. Bases 253 to 1389 code for a protein of 378 amino acids. Gene Ontology annotation, biological process: protein autoubiquitination; proteasome-mediated ubiquitin-dependent protein catabolic process; protein monoubiquitination.